AUGGCGGCUGCGAGGCCAAGGGGAAGCGGCUAUAGCCUGGCGCGGCUAGCCGCUGGGGUGGCCGCGGGCCCGCGGCGGCCGCGGCACCGGCGGCGUUCCGGCGAGGUAGCGGUUCCGCGAGGCAAAUGGAGCGGUAGAGGAUGGACAGGAGCUUACCAUGGUUCGAGCGUGGGCGACGAUGGGAUCAGAGACGGCCCGAGCAGUGAUGGCCACGGGAGCAGCGGGUAUGGCGGCCACGGCGUUCACGAGGCUCUGGUGGAGCUCAGAGCACGCGGGAAUGACGGUGAAGCUGGCAGCAGUGUGGGAGUGGAUCAGGAAGGGCGGGAUGGCGGGUGGCGGCGCCGCGAGCUGGGCGUCGCCGGCAAUGGCGUCUGUGCGCUCGCCGUUCGCGAUGACCUUGGUCGGAGAAACGCUACGAGAGCGCGCAGGCAGAGGAGGGGAUUCAGCAUGGGUGACUGGAUGAAGCACCAGCAGGCGCCCGCCAUGUCUCUCUACGAGAUGGUAAACGGCAAAGACAUGUUUGAGUCUAUACAAGACGAUGCCACGACCAGAGCCGGCUUCUACGAGUGCAUGGAUGCCGAUACCCGCCUCGUCAUGCACGCCGUGGUCAGCGAGAGCCCUGCCAUGUUCCAUGGCCUCACGUCGCUUGUCGAUGUCGGGGGCGCCGUGGCACAGCCGCGGCUGCCAUCGCCAGCGCCUUCCCACACAUCAACUGCACCGUCAUGGACCGACCUCAUGUUGUCGCCGAGGCUCCUACCGGCACCGGACUGA
This is a messenger RNA of Miscanthus lutarioriparius, 771 nucleotides long. Lineage: Eukaryota; Viridiplantae; Streptophyta; Magnoliopsida; Poales; Poaceae. The record is from the annotation of a GenBank genome assembly.